Leptosomus discolor (cuckoo roller) is the source of this 3021-nucleotide messenger RNA. The record is from RefSeq and is a predicted model, not a curated record. NCBI's taxonomy places the organism in Eukaryota, Metazoa, Chordata, Aves, Leptosomiformes, Leptosomidae.
AUGGAGAGACAGAAGAGAAAACAAGAAAUAGAGAAAGGACUUCAGUUCAUUCAGUCCACAUUACCCCUAAGCCAAGAAGAUUAUGAGGCCUUUUUGCAGAAGUUGGUGAGAAAUCUGUUUGCAGAGGGCAAUGAUUUGUUUCGAGAGAAGGAUUUCAAGCUUUCGCUGGUACAGUAUGUAGAAGGGCUGAACGUGGCAGAUUAUGCAGCCUCCGACGAGGUGACCAUCCCAAAGGAACUCCUGUGCAAGCUGCAUGUCAACCGAGCUGCCUGCUACUUCGCCAUGGGGUUGUAUGAGAAGGCACUGGAAGACAGUGAGAAGGCUUUAAGUCUUGACAAGGAGAACAUCCGAGCGCUCUCAUCCUUAAAUGAACUUGGAAGGCACAAAGAAGCAUACGAGUGCAAUAGCCGAUGCUUGCUGUCCCUCCCACAUGAUGAAAGCGUCACACAGCUGGGACAGGAGCUUGCCCAGAAGCUGGGACUGAGGGUUCGAAAAGCAUACAAAAGACCUCAGGUAUGACUUCUUUUUUCUUAGAGGCUGUCCUUUGGCACGUCUCUCAAUUUGUCAAACCAGACUGCUUCCAAUGGAUUGGGUUCGAUAGAUGACAUCGAAACAGACUGCUCUAUGGACCUGCAGUGCCUCCCAGCUCCUGUGGCCACCUCCAUCCCUGUGAGCGAGAGGUUGGCCCCUUUGCCCUCUGACUCAGAUGCAAAGGGCUUGCCUACCUCGCUCCCUGCUGCCAGCUUGCUCCCGUCUCCAGACUGUGUGUCCCUGCCAGUGCCUGAGAGCGCAGAGGACUUCACAGAUGGGGACAUCAUUGGAGAAGAACUGGACUCCCUCCUGGACUCCCUUGCUGAAGGGUCACCAUACCCUCUAUCUCUGGUCCAGGGCACCAUUCCUACCAACCUGCCAACGGAGAUGCCCCAGCUGAUCCCUGUGUUUCCGGGGGGAACUCCGCUGCUGCCCCCAGUUGUGACAGCCAGCAUCCCUGUCUCCACCCCGUUGCCACCUGCCUCCUUCGGCCUGGUGAUGGAUCCCACCAAGCAGCUCUCCUCCUCCUCUGUCCUGGAUGCCUUUGAGGCCCCACCAGGAGGAAGUGGCGGCUCCACCUUAGAUUCACUGGAUUCCCUGGAUCUGCUCCCCUACACAGACUCACGGCUUGAUGCCCUGGACUCCUUUGGGACAAGCAGAGGGUCACUGGAUGCCUUGGAUUCGUUUGCCAUUGAAACUAGCCCUCAGGAACUGCGACACCCACCUGGCAGCCAAAAACCAUCCCCCGUGGUCAGCCUUGGUGGAGUGAGUCACCCAGCUGUGCCCAAGGUCUCUGAGCACCUGCUGUCGCAGCCGGAACCAGUAAUACCCAACACAGCCCUGCUGGUGAAGAACCCCCUAGCAUCUACUCAUGUCUUCAAACAAGCCUGUCAUAUCUGCUACCCGAAAACAGGGCCCAAGGCUGGUGAUUACACCUAUCGGGAGGGCUUGGAGCACAAGUGCAAGCGGGACAUCCUGCUGGGCAGGCUGAAGAGCUCGGAAGACAAGACCUGGAAGAGGAUCCGUCCUCGCCCAACCAAAACCAACUUUGUAGGAUCCUAUUACCUGUGCAAAGAUAUGCUUAACAAGCAGGACUGUAAGUACGGGGAUAACUGCACCUUCGCGUACCACCAGGAAGAGAUCGACGUGUGGACGGAGGAGAGGAAGGGGACCCUCAACCGUGACCUCCUCUUUGACCCGCUAGGUGGGAUCAAGCAGAGCAGCCUCACCAUUGCCAAGCUCCUUAAGGAACAUCAGGGCAUCUUCACCUUCCUCUGUGAGAUUUGCUUUGACAGCAAACCCAGGAUUAUCAGCAAAGGGACCAAGGACACACCAUCUGUCUGCUCCAACCUUUCUGCCAAACACAGUUUCCAUGACAACAAGUGUCUGGUCCACAUCGUGCGUUCCACCUCCCUGAAAUACUCCAAGAUCCGCCAAUUCCAGGAGCACUUCCAGUUCGACGUGUGCCGACACGAGGUGCGUUACGGCUGCCUGCGCGAGGACAGCUGCCACUUCGCUCAUAGUUUCAUCGAGCUCAAGGUCUGGCUGCUGCAGCAGUAUUCAGGAAUGACUCACGAAGAUAUUGUGCAGGAAUCGAAGAAGUACUGGCAGCAGAUGGAGGCACAUGCCAGCAAACCAGCCAACAGCAUGGCUUCUCCCCGGGCUCCCACAUCAAGCACCUUUGACCUCCAGAUGAAAUUUGUGUGUGGCCAGUGCUGGAGGAACGGGCAGCUGGUGGAGCCAGAUAAAGACCUCAAGUACUGUAGUGCCAAAGCCCGCCACUGUUGGACGAAGGAACGUCGCGUCCUGCUGGUGAUGUCCAAAGCAAAGAAGAAGUGGGUGUCUGUCCGACCGCUGCCUUCCAUCCGCAACUUCCCACAGCAAUAUGAUUUGUGUAUCCACGCGCAAAAUGGCAGGAAAUGCCAGUAUGUGGGCAACUGCUCCUUCGCCCACAGCCCUGAGGAGAGAGACAUGUGGACCUUCAUGAAGGAAAAUAAAAUACUAGAUAUGCAGCAGACCUAUGAUAUGUGGCUAAAGAAACAUAAUCCUGGGAAGCCUGGAGAAGGGACACCGCUCACCUCACGAGAAGGGGAGAAACAGAUCCAGAUGCCCACCGACUAUGCUGACAUCAUGAUGGGCUACCACUGCUGGCUCUGUGGGAAGAACAGCAACAGCAAGAAGCAAUGGCAGCAGCACAUCCAGUCGGAGAAGCACAAGGAGAAGGUCUUCACCUCAGACAGUGACUCCAGCUGCUGGAGCUACCGCUUCCCCAUGGGCGAGUUCCGGCUCUGUGAAAGGUUCCAGAAGAGCAAGGCCUGCCCUGAAGGAGAGGAGUGUCGCUAUGCCCACGGCCAGGACGAGCUGACGGAGUGGCUAGACCGGAGGGAGGUGCUGAAACAGAAACUGGCCAAAGCCCGCAAGGACAUGCUGCUCUGCCCCAGGGAUGAUGACUUCGGGAAAUACAACUUCCUAUUGCGGGAUGGCGUAUAG